Molecule: messenger RNA, 600 nt
Organism: Cooperia oncophora
Lineage: Eukaryota; Metazoa; Nematoda; Chromadorea; Rhabditida; Trichostrongylidae
Source: the annotation of a GenBank genome assembly
AUGUUACUCCCAACUGUGCUACUAGUGUUUGUGGCGGCAAACUGCUACCGACUUUCACAAAAAGAGAAUGAACUCUUGCAGAAAAGCUGCGGUGUUGCCAACUUGGGAUCUUCUUCAACAUUCAAGAUAUUUGGAGGGCGUCUUAUAAAGCCAGGCGAGUACCCCUUUAUGGUCAAACUAUGGGUUGCUAAAGAUCUACAACACGCAACUAUGAUUUGCAGUGGAUCCCUAAUCUCACCGCGUCACGUCCUUACGGCCGCACAUUGUGCGAUUGAGAACCUAGACGAGACGAUGGUUAAGGGCAAAUGCGACGGAGUGUUGAAGAACUACGUGCUAUCAGAGAACAAGCCAAAAGAUUUCACCGUAUACGUCGGCACCCGUUGUAAUCCUCCCGAGGAAGUUUUUGUCGACAAAAAAAUGAACUUCUGCGUGCGGAAAGUACAGAAAGGGGAGCUGUACGAUUGGCUGGUCACACACGAUCUUGCAAUCCUCGAACUCAGUAAGGAAGUUGGCAGCAAGGAUGCCGUUCCAAUUUGUUUACCGCACCGUGAACUUCCACUGGCAAAAGAACUUCAGGCUGCUGGGACUGGACUUCAGAGU